Messenger RNA from Scatophagus argus, 8082 nucleotides. RefSeq names its product myocardin related transcription factor Bb (gene mrtfbb). The transcript has 13 exons. NCBI's taxonomy places the organism in Eukaryota, Metazoa, Chordata, Actinopteri, Scatophagidae. The record is from RefSeq and is a predicted model, not a curated record. The coding region runs from base 1423 to 4224 and encodes 933 amino acids. Gene Ontology annotation, biological process: smooth muscle cell differentiation.
AGCUCUGUCUGCAGCAGAGGAGAACUCGGGAGCAGCUUGUGGAGCAAGGCAUCAUGCCACAAGACUAGAAGAACAACAUCUUCACCAGUCAAAUUUGUUCAUGGCUUUUGGGGAGUAUACUUGCAGUGCCAUUAAAAUAAUGUGACAAAGGCAAGACCCAUGUAAACAUGUUGUAACAUGCAUGUACACCAACACAGCACUCCUGCUUUGCAUCUUUGUGAUUCAUGCUGGAGCUCCCACUGGUUUUGUUUUUAUUUCAUAGAAUUGUGUAAAUGCCUUAAUUUUACAUUACAUUAUGUUUGUCUGCACUAAACUAAAGUGCUUUGUUCCUCAAAGUGUGAAGAUUAUUUUCCUACUCAUAUUGUCUCUAAUAGUCACACAGAUCAUUGUGUAAACGUAGCCAGUGAUAAAAAUGACUCCAAGAUUUAAAACAUAAGCCUUCAAGCAGCGAACCAAAACCAUCCACAACUUUAUACCAUCCCUCCUUUGAUGUGACACAAUUUGAGCCGAUUCGGUCUCUGUGCUACAGCUAAUAAAAGACGAGUUGAAUCUGUGACAGAAUCAUGCUGAUAGCUGGAAAGGCAGAAAGAGGAGAAGACAGAGCUCUUCCUCUUUGUCCCCGUCUUCUCCUGAGAAGCCUCCUGCAGUCAGGCUUUCUCCAGCUCCUCUUUGGCUCCGCACUGACACAUGAGUCAGCGACUGAGCCUUCGGUGGAGGUCAGCCGUCCCCUGGCCUGCACACAAACCUCCCGGGUCAUUCUCAACCGAAGCGCUCUGCUACUCCCACACUUGUAGGCUUAUGGUAGGUAUGCGGCGAGGUUUAGAUGACGUGCAGGAACGUUUUGUCCUCCUCAGCCCAGCCCCCCCCACCUUCCCGCUUGGUGGUUCCUUAAACCAAACAGCGUUCAUCACAGCAGAGGUGACGAGCCAGUGAGCCAGAAGCUUGUGUAAAGCAGGACGAGUUUACUCUGCGAGAUCAAAGAGUAACAGUCUCUGUUUGGAAAAAUCUCUCUGCUUGAGUCAGUAAAGCCAGCACUUCCUGUUUGACUCCCAUGAGCUCCUGCUUAAUAAUGUCACACUCUUGCAGAACAACAAAAACAUGAAAAUAAUGAUGGGAAGAAGGCAUUUGUACUUUGGCUCCUCUUUAAGUGUGUUAAGAGGCAAAAUUUUAUGUUCUGUGACUUCGUCUACUCCGACUCAAAUGGACAUUGUGAUUAAAUGAGCUACAGCAGGUAUAUCCAAACUGCGUUCAUUCUCUACAGGGAUGUGGGGUGUGCAGUUUUAAGCUGCUUCUCGAGUCCAUACAAAGAGUGUUUGUGUAGCUCAUGUUGUUCUGCUUGUAUCGUCGCGUCAUCCUUUCUGUUAUUUUUGAGAUCGAUAAGGUUUGCCACUCACUCAUAACAGCACAGACACCCAAAAGCAAAUGGCCUGUUUGAAACAGCGAGAAAUCAUUUAUGUUAAAAUGCAAGACGCAUUUUGCUUAUCCUUGGAAUUCCAGUGUGUUGUCCGAGAAAACCUAAUGUUGGUUUGUUGGUUCACCUUUUUCACAGCUCUGAAAUCUCCUGCUGCCUUUCAUGAGCAGAUUCGCAGCCUGGAGAGAGCCAGGACCGGGAACUUCUUAAAGCACAAACUCUGCAGCCGACCUGAGCGCUCCGAGCUGGUCCGUAUGCACAUUCUACAAGAGACGCAGGCUGAGCCCUCCCUGCAGGCCACACAGAUGAAGCUGAAGAGGGCCAGACUGGCUGAUGAUCUCAACGAGAAGAUCGCCCAGCGGCCCGGACCCAUGGAGCUGGUGGAGAAAAACAUCCUGCCCGUUGACUCCACUGCUGAAGAGGUCAUCCAUGGCCCCACAGACGAAAAGACAAACUACUCUGAGCCACCAGAUAUUUACAGCUUUGAUGAGGACAGCAGCGAUACCUCAUCAUCGCAGCAGCCUGCCAGCCGACCGUCCCCCGGUUCCACCUCUGCUUCUCCGAGGGAGUGUGGAGGAACUGAGGCCACUUCCACUUCCUCUAACUUAAACUCGCCCACACAGCACUCCCCACCUUCAAACUCACAGUCCACAUCAGAUUCAGUCAACCCUGCCUCCACCAGUGAGCAACUAAGCAACCAACAACCAUCUACACCUCAGACAGCCUCCACUGUUGUCCCCAGUAUCACGCCGGUGCCAGUUCUUGUAAAGCAAAGCCUGCCCAAGCUGCAUAACGACAAAAAUCGCAGCAAAAGGAGCAAAGAGCCCAAACCACGGGUGAAAAAGUUAAAGUACCACCAGUACAUCCCCCCGGACCAGAAGCAGGAGCUCAACGAUGUGCCGAUGGACUCAGCUUACGCCCGUCUCCUGCAGCAGCAGCAGCAGUUCCUGCAACUCCAGAUCUUAAGCCAGCAGCAGUACAGCUACCAGGCGGUCCCGACUGCUGCAGUCAAACCAGCGAUUGAGGUACAGAGCAGCUGUUCCAGUGUUGUUCUGAGUGGAAACGCUGCAUCUACCGCUGUGCAGCCCCUGCACACUCAGACAAACCGCAAGCCGGAUCAUUUACCGGCUAAUCUGGAUGAGAUGAAGGUGGCUGAGCUGAAAAUGGAACUGAAACUCAGAUCUUUGCCAGUUUCUGGGACUAAGACAGAUCUGAUAGAGAGGCUGAAGUCAUAUCAGGAGAACUCUAACAUCCAGACUGCUGUUGCCAUUGAGACGACAUCUGUAACUGCAACUUCCCAGUCUGAGAACAUAAAGUUGACCCCACCUGUGUCCCCUAUAGCCUCAAAGGUGUCCCGUCUGGGCAUAGAAGACAGCAGUAUGGCAGACAGCCCCACCAAGCUUUCAGAUGCUGUGUCUCCAAGUCACACUGCUCCUUGUGUGAAGUCCGUGCAGCGAACUCAACAGGAGGAGUGUCCCAGAGAGACAAAGUCCUAUGAGAAGGACUCUGAGAAGGACAAACGGCUCCACGAGAAGGAGCGUCAAAUUGAGGAGCUGAUGAGGAAGCUGGAGAAGGAGCAGAGGCUGGUGGAGGAGCUGAAGAUGCAGCUGGAGGUGGAGAAGAGGAGUCAGCAAGGUGAUUCUCCACCUCACCUCAGCCCUCUUGCUCCCAUCCAGGUCAAAGAGGAGAACAGGUCCCCGUCAAACUGCUCAGCAUCCUGUAAUUCUCCUGGUCUGCCAGUGUUAGUAAAACAAGAGGAGGUGGCAGAUCUGUGCCGCUUAACUCCUCAAAACCAGUUCAUCAUCAGCCACCAGAGUGAAAACUUGCAGCCCAUCCAAGCUGGAGCUCAGCUCCUGCUGCCUGCAUCCCUUCCUGCCUCAGCAGUCAUCCAGCUCCCUGCCAGCAGCAUCAAAUUACACACUACUGUUAGCAGCUCAGACUCAGGCCUCAUCCAGACCUCUGGACAGGUGCCACAGAAAAUAGAGGCCUCAGCAGCGAUACAACAGCAGUGCAGCCCUCAGCCACUGACAAAGGCUUGGAGGAUGGAUAGUACAUCACAAAGCUUACUCAACACAUUCCCAGCAAGUGGAUGUCCUGUGGGAGCCUCCUCUUGCCAAGCUGGUCCUAAAGAACCCACAAAUAAGUCCCCCAGCAGCAGCAGCCAGCAAACCUUCAUGGAGCAGCCCAAAUUUGCAAACCAGGUGUCAAAGUGUAAAGACCCGCCCCGCUACGAGGAUGCAGUCAAACAGACACGCAGCAUGCUAACAGCAGUUCAGGGUCCCACUGCAGCUAGCCAGCAGAUGGAUGACCUGUUUGAUGUGUUAAUUGAGAGCGGUGAGAUCUCCCCCUUUGUCAGACACGAUCCUCCUUGCCUGGACAAGCCUCUCCCUGUGACAGCCAGUGUAACCACCCUUCCUAUUAACACGGUUUUAUCCCGCCCUCCACCCGUGGUCCAAGUGGCCCAGCUGCCCUCUGCGCCGCUAGCCACCUCGACCAGCUUGGCAGCCCUGACCUCCAACACCCUGCUGGAUGGCACACUGGAUGGCACACUGGGUGCUCACACCGAGCCGCAAACGCUGAAGCUGAUGGAGGAGCUGCGCUCACCUAUGGUCACCAUGGAUGUGGACUUUAAUGAAAACACACCACCCUCUUCUUUGAACCUGCACAGCACCAACAUGGACAAUAUGGACUGGCUGGACCUUAGCUUUCCUGUGCCAGCAGAGGGGGUCAACUCUUUGGACAUGUCAGCGCCAGUGGGCGUCUUCUCUUCUGACUUCCUGGACUCCCAUGAACUGCACCUGACCUGGGAGUGAGUGCUUUGAGAGUGAAUUCUUACACCUGACAGACUAUUUCAGAUAAACAUAUGGUUUUUUAAUGCAACAUGGCUUCUGUUUGCAGCUUGAAAAAAAUAAGAGCUUUUGAAGUUUGGGACAGCUCUGUUUUGCUGCCUGAAUCAACUCAGUAAUAAUCUAUUUGUGCAUUGUCAUUUUAAAACUAGCUGCAUUGCUUCUUUUGAGGUCUUUAAACCCUCUGAUUGUAUGGGCAGACAGGUGUAUAGUAGGACCGGUACUGGCAGACUGAGCAGACAGCUUUUAAAAUAGCUUUUAAAAUUUAAGUCUUAAGUUAUCCAACUCCUUUGUUAUCAGUUUCUGUUACUCGUGUUACUGGCUUCUUUUUGUCCUCUGAACGUAGUGAAUGCACAGUGUUGACCAUGGCAAUGGCAGAAAGAGCAGGAGAAUGUCCUGGUCCUCGUCAAAGAACCAAUGGACAAACGCUACGUGUAGCCAGGGGCUGUUACCGUAUGUAGUUCACUCCACCCUGUCUUGGAAUGAUUAUCACUAUCAAAACAGAUUGGAAACACACAACUGCUAACUGUUCCAUGUGUGUAUGUAAAUUGUGAAGCAUAAAUCAGAUUCGGGAAUGUGAAUAUGAUAACAUUAGGGUGCUGGACAUGAGUUACCAAGUGGCCAAGCAGCACUGGCCAAACCAACCUGACCGACCAAGUAUUUAAAAAACAAAAAACAUACUCAGAGUGCACGCAUUUUUGUAAAACUGAUGGGCUUAAAAAGCAGAAUGCUCACUUCAGAUGGUGUGGAACUAGUCACAAGAUUCAUAUGUAUGCUCUUAGAGUGUGUGCAAGUGAAUGAUGAUGAGUUGUUCAUGUAACAUCAUUAACUUUUUUUAACAGGGUUUUAAAAAGCCCAGCUUGAGCUCAGCUUGGUUUUUGUUUAAACCAUUUAUUGAAAAAGUGUAAGCAAGACCAAAUCCGUGUGAAGCAUUACAGUGUAACAACAAACAUGCAGAGACACAAACCAAAAUAACAAUAACCAUCAGCACAAACCACUGCUCAUUUGUCUUAUUCACUCACAUCUCCUUGAAAUAACAUGAAUGCAUUUACAGUUGAUUUGUACUGUGGUGCCAUCUGCUGGCCGUAUGUAAAUCUAAUCAUCUUGAGUCUGUCGUCUGACUGCUCUGGUGAAAAUAAAAUUCAGUGUCAAAGAAACUGUUAUGCACAACAUGAUGCACCUCAGCAGGAUGGUGUGUCGCAGAUCAUCUGGAUCGGUGCUGACAAACUCAUCUGGAUGUUGAAGAAAUUUAUUAUGAAAAGGACAGGUAUGUGCUGAAAAGUAAAAUACUUUGUCUUUACUGUACUAUUAUAAAGCAACACCAACACACAUUGAAAUGCAUAGUUUGUAGACUAUUGUCAACUUUCUCUAUUUAGGACUGAAACUGCCUUUAACAAAGUGGCAAAUGAUUUUCUUCUACUUCUGACCACCUCUGCUAUUAUUGCUGGAUCUCAGUGCAGCUUUUGACACCAUAGAUCAAUGUACACUCCAAGCCCAACUGGAGAAUCAGUUUGCCGUCUCUUUUCUGUUGGCCACAUGUUUAAGUCUUCUGAAAGAACACAGUGGGUUUUCUGUAGUAACACUCCAUCAAACUUUUCUGAUCUGAGCUGAAAUGUGGAGCACCUCAGGGCUCUGAUCUCAGACCUCUGCUUUUCUCUUUGUAUCUCAGCUCUUGCAGAAUUUACACUGACAUACUGAUUAUAUCCAGCUGUAUUUGCCUACAAAGUUACGGUAACUUUCAACGGCUGUGUGUAUUUUCAAAGACCGGAUUGCUUUGCCUAUGCGGCUUAGCUGUAAUUCAUUCUUUUCUGUCCUUUUCUGUCCUUUUUCUGUCCUUGGCUAACGGAGAGACCCUGAAUGAUGCAUUUGUUUCACUGAGACUUGUUAUAACAUUGAGAUUAUUGUAACAUUUUUGGAUCAGAUCUGCCAGCAUUAAAACUUUUAACAUGUCUCAGAAUGCUGCAGCUAGAAAUUUUACUAAAACUAGAAAAUUUGACCAUAUAUAUAACAUUGUGUAUCACAUUAAUUGUAAAUGAGCAACACCAUUCACACUUGCCUGACCUCCUGAAACCUCAUGUUCCAUCCUGGACUCCCUGUUCUUGUUGUCUCACAACUAACAAACACUGUGAUCUUCCCUCCCUACUUUCUCCUUAUUUUUUCUCUUUUCAUUCAGGCUUUUCUUUGUUGGAUCAUCAGCCGUCUUGGGACCCCCACUCUCUCUCCCCCCCUCUGGACGUCGGUGCCUCAUCCCAGAUGUUUUGGAUCUGGAUCGUCGUGUUCCAGGAGAUUCAGCUACUCCUCUUUUUUCCCCUCUUUCCCUUGUAUGCAUGUUGUCCUUGACUCUUUCCCUCCUGCUGUGCUCUUGUUUCUUUUCUCCUAUCUGUGUGAUCGAUGAGUUUGAGCUUUACCUCCACAGUAUGUUUGUGUUGACUGUCCUCUUCCCUGGUCUCCAGGGUGGAACGGAGGUGCUGCAGCUCAGGUCUGUUUGGCAGCACCCAGAAGUUGCGUGAUUUGAGUCUUAGAUCCAUAUGCUUUAUUAUAUGUUCACAGUAUGUCUAUAGUUUUGGCAUCCCGAUUGUCCAAACUGCAAGUCUUUCCGCCUUGGAAGAGGGAUUUCUCCUUUGUUGCUCUUCUUUCUUCAGUUUUUCCCCACAUUACAGGAAUUUUUCCUUAUCAAGGGUCUAAGGAUAGAGAGCAAAUCUGCACAGACCGUAAAGCCAUUUGUUAAAUAAAACUGACUUGAUUUUGCAUGCAAUAAAGCCAAAGUGAUAGCAUCCGAAUAAGUUGAAAAUGACAUUCAGAGCAUCUUGCACACAGGAGAAGAAUUUAAGAUGGUAGCAAAUGCUAACAGACAAACUCCCCAAGAGAGCCACGCUGCUGACUUCACCGCUAGUUCGAUGUGUGAUGCUCUUUCGUUUUGAGCCCCAGGUUAUCACCAACUGCUUUUUUUUCUCAGAGCUUUUUAAUAGUUUGGAUUGACGUUCGACACUUAGGACAUCUGUGUGUGGUAGAUUUGAACCUAUCGAGGCAGAAGGGAAUGAGGCAACAACCAGCCACGCAGCUGCAAAAGAAGGAACAGGAACAAGAUAAAAUUAAACAAGCCUUGGAAGCAUAUGCCAGCAAUUGUAACACUGGCUGCAAAAUAGAAACAGGAAAAACAAGGUCUGAUUAUAUUUUAUCACGCAAAAAUUUCCCCAGGAUGGAGGCACUAGUUUCAUACCCAAUCAAAGCUGUCAUGAAACACACCAGCCAGGUCACGCUGCUAACAGAGGUAUAAGUCUCUGUCAUGAUGAACUGCCGACACUCUGGACACUGUGUCCUGCAUGGGCACUCUGGAAGUUUUUCCAAGUCCAAAAUGACCGUAGGGGCUGUGAGGAAAAGUAUGAGUCGUUCAUCUUACAUUCCUUACAAAACACAGUGACCUUCCAGUUAGUAUCAGUAGCAUAAAUUGUAUGCAGGCAUGCAUGCUGAUUACAUAAGGAGCAUGUGUGCAUCACUGGCUCACCAGGGAUAGUCGGUGGGGCUUCAACGUAGAUAAUGCCUGAGACAGGAGGAGGAGGAGGAGGAGAAGUGGCAGGCACAGUGGUCUGACUGGGGGUGAAACUUACUUUUAAGGAAGAAGAGGAAAGGUGAUUACAAACCCAACGUAUGAUGGAGUGAAUGUUCGCUUCAGUAAAUUUGAGCUCACCUAUUUUGCUCUUCUUAUCUUUGGCAUUAAGGAUGUUAUCGUGGCUUUUUUGGAGUUCAGCUUUCCUCUCAGUCAGUUGUUUCAAUUUGUCAUCAAUGCUGUCGAUUUCAUGUUGAUUUGAGGAUUUGUCCUCUGUU